This is a messenger RNA of Pseudoliparis swirei, 6953 nucleotides long. Its product is annotated as rho GTPase-activating protein 21. Gene Ontology annotation, biological process: signal transduction. Gene Ontology annotation, molecular function: protein binding; phospholipid binding. The record is from RefSeq and is a predicted model, not a curated record. NCBI's taxonomy places the organism in Eukaryota, Metazoa, Chordata, Actinopteri, Perciformes, Liparidae.
GAUGGACUCUUCCGGAACCUCGGAGUAGACGACGUGGGAUAAGAGGGGAUUUUUUUUGAGGAUAGUUUUCCCCACCACCUCAACCCUGGCUAUGCCAUGCUGGCCCAGAGGAGCGGGCUCCCGCCGGGCCGCACGCCGGCGCCCCUGAAGGACCGCCCGGACCCGCGGGACGCCGGCGACGCCAAAGGGUGCUGCUCCCUCUCCCCCUCCCCGUCGGCGGGCGGGUGCCCCUGGGCUCGGCUGGCCGGGCUGGACGGCUGCCUGUCGGAGCCGUACUGCCUCUGGUUCCGGCUGCUGGCCCGAGCCUACUGGGGAGAGCUGGAGCCGGGGCUCACCGGGCCCCACCGGGGCGCGUCCUGGGCCCGGCUCAGGGACGCCUCCAGGAAGAACUGCCUCCGCUCGCGGGCCAAGCAGAAGGAUGGGCGCGAUCAGAGCGAGGCGUCGGCCGUGCCUUCCCCCGGGGCGGAGGAGGAGCCUUUCUCCUGGCCGGGGCCCAAGACGCUUCACCUGCGCCGAACCUCCCAGGGCUUCGGCUUCACGCUGCGACACUUCAUCGUCUACCCGCCGGAGUCCGCCGUCCACAACUCUCUGAAGGAUGAAGACAACGGCAGUCGAGGGCGACAGCGGAACCGGCUCGAGCCAAUGGACACCAUCUUCGUCAAGCAGGUGAAAGAGGGAGGCCCCGCCCACGGAGCUGGACUCUGUACAGGGGACCGGAUAGUGAAGGUGAACGGAGAGAGCAUCAUCGGGAAGACCUACUCGCAAGUCAUCGCUCUGAUCCAGAACAGCGAUGCCUCACUGGAACUCUGUGUGAUGCCAAAGGAUGAGGACAUCUUGCAGCUGUUCUCCAGGGAUAUCACUGCUCUGGCGUAUUCCCAGGAUGCAUAUCUCAAAGGAAAUGAUGCGUACAGCGGAAAUGCCCAGAACAUCCCCGAGCCCCCUCCCAUAUGCUACCCUCGGAUAGAAGUUAAGGCCGCGGGCAUGGCUCAGGCAUCGGAGCCCGCCGCCACCGCCGCAUUCGUUGAGACGCCCCCAGAGCCGGAUCAGGGACCGGCAAGAAGAGGGGGGGCCGUGGAAAAGAGCUACCGGGUUGAAAUCCCUGUUCCGCCAUCUCCCCCGCCCCAACAGUCUCAGACAGCGGUUUGUGUCUGUGGUGAGACUGCGAGGACAGCGGCAAUGCCUCCUGAUCCAGUUGAUAGGGGGUCCCGGGUGGCCCGGGCCGGACCAAGCCACAGGACAGAGGAAAACCGGUACAGUCCUUCGGCAGAUUCCGGCUCAGCGAGACCGAGACCUCUUAUUCCCUCGGUACCUGGGGGCGCGCAGUUGCAGUACCCCUCUUCCCGUCCCACAGAAAGCCCAGUCAACUCCCCCUCGUCGAGACCUGGCCCUAUCUAUCCGGACUCAUUGUCUCCGGCUGUGCGGUCCGCCGCCGCCUCGCCGGACACGUUCUCCAGCGCCAUCUCACCCAGCGCCAACCGCUACUCGCCCUCUCCCACGGCGCCCUCCACCUCUCCGCACCAGAACAUCGACUGGAAGACCUACACCACCUACAAGGACUACAUCGACGCCAAGAGGCUGCACACGUAUGGUUGCCGCACCAUCCAGGAGCGCCUGGACAGCUUGCGCGCGGCUGCCAAUUCCAGCUCCGCCUACGCCCAGCAACGCACGCCGCCUCCUCCCAGCUCCAGUCAAAGGGGGGCACUGGGCUCCCAGGUCAGACGGAGAAGCACCUCGAACGACCGCGGCGGCGGCGUGGAGAAGGGCGCCGCGGCGACUCCGUUACGCAGCGUCUCCCAAGAGAGGCUCGGGGCGGAGAGGACCACGGCGGACAGGAAUUGGCCCCGGAGCGCGUCCGAGGACGCCCUGCCUUUCUCCGGCGUCGCCGGAGUCCCCGAACCUCGGGCGCGGUCUUGCGACUACCUGGGCCAGCGGUCCGGAGACGCCGGGGGGGGGUCGGCCGUCUUCGGAGACCGGGUGGCGUUGGAGGACGGCUUGCUGCUGUGUCGGGGAGAGGAAGCCAGAGCCAGCCGGCAGGGAACGGGCCCGAGGGCGUCGCCUCGUCUGAACAGGAGUCUCCACGGACAGGAGCGCGACGGGCGAGGAGGCGGACUGUCCAACUCUGCUCCCGCGUUUACGAGAUUCACGACGGACUCCAACGCGAUCACGUCGCGGACCGACGGCGUCGUAAUGAGACCGUCGCGCCUGCCCGUCAACCACUCCGUCUCGGACCCUUCGACCGCCUCACCCUCCUCUCGACCCACGGACCCUCUCAAAGACCAACGAGCCAACGCGGCGGGCAACCGCCCGAGCCACUCGUCCCCUCUGCACCUGCUGCUCCGAGGCCGGGCCGACAGCCUGAAAAUGGAGAGCAGGUCGGAGGCCGGGUUGGCGGCCAGGUCCUCCUCUUGCUCCGGUACCUCCUCCAAACUGCAGAGCGUGGUCGUCGCUGCCUCUCCCCGUGCUUCCUCCGCCGCCAAUGGAGCCGUCACCCAAAAGCCAAAAGCCAGAGGACUGUCCAGUUCCACCAGCGCCCUCGUACGGACUAACGGCGGUUUUGCGGCGGGCGUGGAAGGACCGGACGCGACGGUCGUCGUCCUAAGAAGGGACAAGAACUCCGGGCCGCCCCACGUCCGCCCUCCGUCCUACGUGCUCGCCGUUAACGACAACCAGGGAGCGGGGACUCGCGAGCCGCCGCCGUUGGUGAAGGCCGGCUCCGCAGACGGAGCCAUGUGCUGGACGUCCGACGGCGGCGGCUUCAGGGAGGCCCGUCCGAGAAGACUCGGGGACGCGCGACAGAAGUCGGGCUCCGACAACUUGGACGACUCCCUGGAUUCGAUCCCCUUCAUAGACGAGCCGUCGAGUCUCGGCACCGACCCGGACAGCGCACACGUCCUCGCCUCCGCCGUCGUAUGCGGAGCGCCCAUCGUCAUCACCACGGUGCCGCCCAGCCCCGCCUCUCUGUCCCCGCUCCUCCGACGCCACAUGUCACAUGACCAAGAUUCUCUCCGUCUCACAAUUAUCGAGUCAGAUUCUGGUACCAAAACCGAGCGGUCCAAGUCGUGUGACGAAGGCCUGGAUAACUACUGGGGAGAGGUCAUCGCGGGGCCUUUGAUCCCGGGCCUGAAGAGUCUGAGGAAGGCGGUGGACCGGUCCUCUGAAGACUCGGGGUCCAGGAGGAACUCGUCCUCCGGCGUGUUCUGCGACGCCGUCCGGGAGGGACUGCUGCACUUCAAGCAGCUGAACACGGACAAGAGCAAGCGCGUCGGGGGAGGGGGGGGCAUGCGCCCGUGGAAGCAGAUGUACGCCGUGCUGCGCGGCCGCUACCUCUGCCUCUACAAGGACAGGAAGGAGGGGCGGGCGCACGCCAGCCGCCACGCGGUGGACGAGCCGCUGCCCAUCGGCAUCAAGGCGUGCCUCGUCGACAUCUCCUACAGCGACACCAAGCGCAAGAACGUGCUGCGCCUCACCACCGCGGACUGCGAGUUCCUGUUCCAGGCCGAGGACCGCCACGACAUGCUGGCCUGGAUCCGGGUCAUCCAGGAGAGCAGCAACCUGGACGAGGAGAACGCGGCCUUCACCAGCCACGACCUCAUCAGCAGGAAGAUCAAGGAGUACAACACCUUGAUGAGUCCGGCGGGCAGCAAGGCGGAGGCGUCGCCCAAAUCCUCGCGCAUCAGACAGACGCUGCUGGGCGGGAAAGGAGAGACGAGGGCGUCGAGCGCCCUCACGCUCAAACCGGAGCAGGAGAGGAGGAACACGCACAAAGAUGACACCAGCCCGCCCAAGGACAAAGGCAUGUGGAGGAAGGGGCUCCCGGGGCUGAUGAGGAAACCCUUCGAGAGGAAGCCGUCCCCUGCAGUGACGUUCGGCGUGAGGCUGGACGACUGCCCCCCCGCUCACACCAACAAGUUCGUGCCCCUGAUCGUGGAGCUGUGCUGUAAACUGGUGGAGGACCGCGGGUUGGAGUACACGGGCAUCUACCGGGUCCCCGGGAACAACGCCGCCAUCUCCAACAUGCAGGAGGAGCUCAACAACAAGGGCAUGCACGACAUCGACAUCCAGGACGACAAAUGGAGGGACCUCAACGUGAUCAGCAGUUUGCUCAAGUCCUUCUCGAAACUUCCAGAGCCGCUGUUCACCAACGAUCGGUACGCAGACUUUAUAGACGGCAACCGAACCCAGGACCCAGUGGAGAGACUCAAAGUGCUCAAGAGGCUGCUUCACGAGUUGCCCGACCAUCAUUACGAAACCCUCAAGUUCCUCUCGGCUCAUCUCAAAACUGUGGCUGACAACUCUGAGAAGAAUAAGAUGGAACCGAGGAACCUGGCCAUCGUGUUCGGCCCCACUCUGGUGCGCACCACCGAGGACAACAUGACCCACAUGGUGACCCACAUGCCCGACCAGUACCGGAUAGUGGAGGCCCUCAUUCAGAAUUACGAGUGGUUCUUCACCGACGAUGGAAACGGAGAUCCAGUGACUAUAUCUCGCCAGGAGAGCGCGGUGGAGUCUCAGCCGGUGCCCAACAUCGACCACCUGCUCACCAACAUCGGCCGCACGGCCACGUCGCAGGGCGAAGUAUCAGAUUCACAGACUAGUGACUCGGCUAAAUCAAAGGGUUCCUGGGGCUCGAAGGACCGAGAGCUGCUGGUCUCCUCCAUCUUUGCUGCCGCCAGCCGCAAAAGAAAGAAGUCCAAGGAGAAGCCGCCGCCCAGCAGCUCAGACGAUGACCUGAUGGAGGCCGCCGCCCCCGGCCAGAAGGCCAACCACCACGAGGCCCGGGGCGAGGCCCGGCCCGGCCUCCUCCUCCACGCCGAGCCGCCGGCGGAGGAGAGGCAGGAGAACGGGAGGGCGCCGGAGGUCACGCCGAACGCCAAGCGGGAGCACAGGAAGGAGCCGCCGCCGCCGCCGAGCCCCGACCGGACCGCGGCGAAGCCGUCUCCGCCGGACGCCCCGUCGCCCCGGACGGACGACAACACCUCCGACCUCGGGACCAUGAGCUCCGGGGCGUCGGCGCCGCGGUCGAGGCCGAAGAAGUGGAGCGGCGCCGAGGUGAGCUCCGUCACCUCGGACUACUCCACCACGUCGUCCGUCACGUUCCUCGCCGGCGCCCUGAGCCCGGAGCCGCACGGCGGCGAGGAGGCGGACGACGAGCGCAGCGAGCUGCUCGGCGAGGGCCGGCCGGCGGAGACGGACAGCGAGAGCGACGACCCGGUGUUCGCGCCGGGCGGCGGCCGGUCGACGCCGCGCGGCGAGACCGCCGAGGUCGGCGGGGCGGCGGCCGCGAAGCUGGAGGCGCGGCGCCUCUUCCCGUCGCAGCGGAGGAUCGAGGGCGACGCCCUCUCCGGGCGCCGGGCACUCCGGCAGAAGACCGACAGCGAGUCGUCGGCGGAGGGCGUCGCCGGGGGCGAGGCGGCGGCGGCGGAGUCGUCCACGCGGCUCUCCCGGGUCCUGGAGGUGAUGAAGAAGGGGCGGUCCACCGGCAGCCUGAGCUCGUCUUCGCGCAGCGAGUCGGAGCGACCCGAGCCGCCCGGCGCCGCCGUCUGGCACCUCAAGAUCACGGAGCGCCUCAAGUCCAAGUUGCGCUCCUCCGCCGACGACAUGUUCGCCCAGAAGAGCCGCGGCGGCGGCAGGAAGAAGAACAUCCGGCGCCGCCACACCCUGGCCGGCCAGAGGGACUUCGCCGAGCUGGCGGUCGCCAACGACUGGCGGCGGCUCGGCGGCGCCGACCCGACCGCCGAGCCGUCGGCUCUGGACCGCCUGAAGCCGCGCUGCUCCUCCCAGGACGUCUCCAUCCGGGACUGGAUCAGCAGGGAGCGCCACAACGGCUCCGACUCGGGCGCGGAAGCGGCGCCGAGAGCCGUCCCCGAGGAGGCCCGCCCGGCGGCUCCCGAGGGUCCGCCUCCUCCUCCUCCUCUUCCUCCUCCUUCUUCGCCGCCCGCGGGGGAGCACGUCAACGGCGGCGGGCCGCAAGGCAAGAACAACAAAGCCGGCGUGGGGGCGGAGCCUCACCCCAACAAACUGUCCGCGGCGCACGUGGUCCGCUCGCGGUUCUACCAGUAUCUGUGAAACAGGAAGGGGGCGGGGCUUGUCUGAGAGGACUUUGUUUUGGUUUUUAAAGGAACGAAUGCGUAAAUGUACGAAUGAGUAUUUCUAGCGAAGGUUACUGCACAAUAUUUUUUCUACAAAGUAUACUUUAUGUAUCUCGUGUACAUACUCGUGUCACGGGAUCUCCUACGUGCGACGGGGUCCCUGAACGUUGCGUCAGAUGAACUUUACGGAUUGUUAAACGCCGAUGAAGAUGAAGAAGAGGAGGGAGCUUCUCUCGGUUCGGCUCCUCCUCUUCGGGAUGAAGGGCGUUAUGGACUAACUCUCGUUGCUCGUGGCGAUGUUGUCAACACGAUACGUCCGCCUGUGUUUCGCCUGUACUUGAAGUAUCGGGCGUCCUGAGCUGCUUUCUGCGCCGCGUGCUGGGGGAAGUUUUAUUUUUUCACAGUACCGUCAUAACCGGCCGGAUAUUAGCUGAAUGGAGGAUUUAUUAUAGUUUUUAUUAAAUAAUGACUGAAAAAAACAACAACACACACAACAAGAAACAACACAUGAAAUGCUGAUACUAUCGUAUUUAAUGCUUGGUACAGUUUUUAUUUCAACAUUUUUACACGUUGUUUUUAUCUCAAAAAGAAUAAGUGCCUCUUUUUCCCCCCCCUUUUUUUUAAAGACCGUUUUUACCAGAAACACUUUGAGGAGGAAAUGAUCCAGGAGAGGAGAGUUCACGUCAACGUCAGAGCAUUCAGGUGCUUUUAUUUUAUUUUGAAAAGCAGUGACAUGCAUGAGGGCGCUCAGAAGAGGGAGGAGCCACACAAGCAACUGCAUGAGACGAUGUGUUGUGACAGUGAACAUCUGGCCUGUGGAACCAGAGGUGCAACAAACACUGGAAAUAAAUCAUCUUUAUGAAG